CGCCAUCACUUCCUGUUGUGGGCAGUCGUUUCCUGUCAGCGCUAGGUAACAAUGGGGAAGGUAAUGGCUGCUUGAGCUACGUCUUAGAACGGGCGCUGGGCUAGAGGCGGGUCUCUACCAAAGGUUCGGAGGCGGGCUAGAGAGCCGCGGAGGCAGUGGCACGGCGGAGCCUCGGUGGCAGCGGCGGCGUCCAGCGAGUUCGCUCUCGGUCGGAAUCCCCGAAGCAGAGUGAAGAAAACUAAAUCCCAGUUUAUUGGAUUUCAGUACUAUGUCAUAACAGACAGAUAAUUUUCCACUUGUUCGUCAAGAUGGAAAACUCCGAUUCUAACGAUAAAGGAAAUGAUCAAUCUGCAGCACAGCGCAGAAGUCAGAUGGACCGAUUGGAUAGGGAAGAAGCUUUCUAUCAAUUUGUAAAUAAUCUGAGUGAAGAAGAUUAUAGACUUAUGAGAGACAACAAUUUGCUAGGCACUCCAGGAGAAAGUACUGAGGAGGAGUUGCUCAGAAGACUACAACAAAUUAAAGAGGGCCCACCACCACAGAGCUCAGAUGAAAAUAGAGGUGGAGACUCUUCCGAUGACAUGGCCAAUGGUGACUCCAUAAUAGAUUGGCUUAACUCUGUCAGACAGACUGGCAACACAACAAGAAGUGGCCAGAGAGGAAAUCAGUCCUGGAGAGCAGUGAGCCGAACGAACCCAAACAGUGGAGACUUCAGAUUCAGUCUAGAGAUAAAUGUUAACCGUAAUAAUGGAAGCCAAACCCCAGAGAAUGAAAAUGAACCAUCUGCUAGACGUCUUAGUGUAGAAAACAUGGAACACAGCAGCCAAAGGCAAAUAGAAAAUCCAACAUCUGAGGCAUCAUCUGGCAGAUCAUCUAGGUCAGAGCGCAAUUUAACCGAAGCAUUAAUAGAAGUGCCAUCCACCAGAGGUCAGAGGAGGGCAAGAAGCCGGAGCCCGGAACACCGGAGAACCAGAGCUAGAGCUGAAAGAAGUAGGUCACCUCUGCACCCAACAAGUGAAAUUCCACGAAGAGCUCAUCAUAGUAUCUCAUCGCAGACUUUUGAGCACCCUUUGGUAAAUGAGAUUGAGGGAAGUUCUAGAACCCGUCACCAUGUGACCCUGAGACAGCAGAUAACUGGACCUGAGUUACUAGGUAGAGGUCUUUUUGCAGCUUCUGGGUCAAGAAAUGCUGUUCAGGGAACAAGUUCUUCAGACACAGGUACCAAUGGUGAAUCUGCAGGAUCUGGUCAAAGACCUCCGACCAUAGUCCUUGAUCUUCAAGUAAGAAGAGUUCGUCCGGGAGAAUACCGGCAGAGAGAUAGCAUAGCUAGCAGAACUCGGUCAAGGUCUCAGACACCAAACAAUACAGUCACUUAUGAAAGUGAGCGCGGAGGUUUUAGGCGCACCUUUUCACGUUCUGAGCGUGCAGGUGUGAGAACCUAUGUCAGUACCAUCAGGAUUCCCAUUCGCAGAAUCUUAAAUACUGGUUUAAGUGAAACGACAUCUGUUGCAAUUCAAACCAUGUUAAGGCAGAUAAUGACAGGUUUUGGUGAGCUAAGCUACUUUAUGUAUAGUGACAGUGACUCAGAGCCUAGUGCCUCAGUCUCCGGUCGAAAUUUGGAGAGAGGAGAGUCACGGAGUGGAAGAGGGAGCUCUGGUGGAAACAGCUCUGGUUCCGGGUCCAGCUCUAGCCCUAGCCCCAGUUCCAGUGGUGAAAGUUCAGAAAGUAGCUCAGAGAUGUUCGAAGGCAGUAGUAAUGAAGGAGGCUCCUCUGGCCCAGCAGGCGCCAGGAGAGAUGGUCGACAUAGGGCCCCAGUUGCAUUCGAUGAAAGUGGUUCUUUGCCAUUCCUUAGUCUGGCUCAGUUCUUCCUCUUAAAUGAGGAUGACGACGACCAACCUAGAGGACUCACCAAAGAACAGAUUGAUAACUUGGCAAUGAGAAGUUUUGGUGAAAAUGAUGCAUUGAAAACAUGUAGUGUUUGCAUUACAGAAUACACAGAAGGCAACAAACUUCGUAAACUACCUUGCUCCCAUGAAUACCACGUCCACUGCAUCGACCGCUGGCUGUCGGAGAAUUCCACCUGUCCCAUAUGUCGCAGGGCAGUCUUGUCUUCUGGGAACAGAGAAAGUGUUGUGUAAUGAGAACAGAACUCUGAGCUGUGGAGCUGGGAUAGUGAUGGGCAAACAAAUUACUUGCUUUAUGUCCACUUUUUUUGAGUGGUGCUUAAAUAUAAAGUCAUAACCUGAA
Molecule: messenger RNA, 2244 nt
Organism: Onychomys torridus (southern grasshopper mouse)
Lineage: Eukaryota; Metazoa; Chordata; Mammalia; Rodentia; Cricetidae
Gene: Rlim
Product: ring finger protein, LIM domain interacting
Exons: 5
Coding region: 309-2135 (608 amino acids)
Biological process (GO): random inactivation of X chromosome; ubiquitin-dependent protein catabolic process; protein ubiquitination
Cellular component (GO): nucleoplasm; cytoplasm
Molecular function (GO): ubiquitin protein ligase activity
Source: RefSeq, a predicted model, not a curated record